Molecule: messenger RNA, 1842 nt
Organism: Porites evermanni
Lineage: Eukaryota; Metazoa; Cnidaria; Anthozoa; Scleractinia; Poritidae
Source: the annotation of a GenBank genome assembly
AUGAUCAGUGCACAAACGGAGAAUAGCUGCGAACAAAGCGAGGUUCCAGCAACUGAAGAUGAAAUUCGAGUGCGAAAAGAUUUCAUUUUACACGGCCACCUUCUUGCAACUCACACGUCGUCCAACCAACCUCACUGUUUCUUGCUAUGUUCCAAUAAUUGCCAAUGUCUAUCGUUUAACUACAAUGGAGGGGACGGAUCGAUAGUUGGAAACUGUGAACUCAAAGGGGCUGCCUCAUACACAAAUACCCACUUUUUCAAGCACAAAGAAGGAUGGACUUAUUUUGAGAUAGUUCGGAAUAACUUGGCAAAGGUAACAUAAUGUUGGGCUCGAUUUCGUGACUAGAGGAGAUAAAAAAAUAUUAAAAAUAAAAAUAUUAAAGGAAGAUAGAUUUAUAAAAAGAAGAAGGAAAUCAAAACUGGCCGAGUUUGUGGCCGAGCGGUUAACACCUCGAACUACGGAGCUGGAGGUCUGGUGCUCAAGCGUCGCCCGUCGUUGAUUCUUUAGUCAAGGAACUUUAUUUCACUUUGUCUCUCUUCAUCCAGGUGUAAAAAUGGGUACCGGCGAAAUUCUGUUGGGGGUUAACCUGCGGUGGCCUAGUAUCCUGUGCAGGAGUGAGUAGCAAUGCCCCUUGGCAUGCAUCAUGCUCAACAAACAGGGAAAAGCUCCGGCCGUUAGGGCCUUUGGCUCGUGUGCGCAAUUGUACUUUUUACCUUACACCACCUACCGCUUAGCAGCGGCGCUCGUAGAACAAGCCGCGCCCUACCCUACCUCUGACAUAAGAUAGGGUACAGUUUUUCCAUUAUGUGAAGCCCUUUGUAAGCCGUUGGUAGAAACCGAAGCAGCUGUUUGUUGCUGGAAAAAAGAUUCAAUAGUGUUCGAGUGUUUCGAAGAAAGUCGCGGCCCUAAAAGCUAAUUCUGUUAGCCUUUUUAACAAAGGUUUCGUAUCCAUUUAUUUAUUUAUUAUUUAUUUAUUUAUUCAGUUGUUUAAUUUAUUAUAUUUAAUGUUAGUCAAGGAACCUAAUGGGAACUGUUUUAUGGGCUGGGACGUGCCCGACUUGUCCUUAGGGUUUGAUCUUAGGAUAUUGCCUAGGGCCAGAAAAAAACAUUCUGCACUUUCAACUAACGGUCCCCUUGGUCAAGUCUGAAACAGGGUUGGGAAUAUCGCAGUAUCUUUGUCUGAAAAAAGAAUCCCAGUAACUCGAACUCUGAAGGGAAACGAAAAACAGUUCGGGAUAGCGGGGAAUUCUAGUUAUCGGGGUAAACUUCAGUGAAAUCUUGAUCAAGGGAACUUAGUUCGAGUUAGCGGGGAAUUCGAGUUAUCCGAGUUCGAGUUAUCGAGCAUCUACUGUAGUAGUAUACGGCUUAUUAUCGAACUCAGAAAGCAGUGAACGCCUGAAAAUUUUCAGGAAUGUUUAUUGCGUAGUGACCAAUCACAAUAAAGUUCAGGACACGGGAACGAACCACAUAAACCACAAACCAAUUACCGAUGCCUUUUGCGGUUUAGUUUUCUCACACCUUACUAGCUUUUUCUUUGCAACACAGUAACAUUCCAUAAAUAUCUCUGGUGUUGACGGUUCUCUGAGUUUCUCACAGUGAAAGGGAUAUUUUUUUACUUUGUAGCAGAGAAAAUUAAGCUGUCCAAGGGAAACUUGUCACAACGGAUGUUGUCGAUCAAAUCCAUGCAAAAAUGGUGCCACGUGUCGUGAGGUCUGUGACGUCAGAGUUAGACGUUAUAAUUGCGCAUGUACGCCUGGCUAUUAUGGUCAUAGAUGUCACAAACCCCUUCGUUCAUGUCACGAUGUCUUAGUUUCUGGGAGACAAGUGAAUGGAAUUUACUAA